Arachis ipaensis is the source of this 1951-nucleotide messenger RNA. RefSeq lists its product as uncharacterized. Lineage: Eukaryota; Viridiplantae; Streptophyta; Magnoliopsida; Fabales; Fabaceae. The record is from RefSeq and is a predicted model, not a curated record.
AAAACAAUAAAAAUGUCUGCGCAACUGGGAACAAGCUGCUGAACGACGAUGACUAAAUCAAAAUUGAAAAUUCAAUUCCAUUUUUCUUUCAUUCUUCCUUUCUGAUUCUAAGUCUGAGAUGGUAGGUCAUCAAAGCCAGCCAGCCAAAUAUGCGUGUGGUAACAGCCAUGUUGAUAAGUGUAAACAUGCUCCUUCCAUUUUCUCUCUAGCUUCCUUCUUUUCAUUUCAUCGCAUCCAUUGCACACCACGUGAUGAACCGAGCAAUUAACAGGGGAAGAAGAAGGAGAAGCGCAUCAUCAUCACCAAAAAACCAAACUACCAGUAGUAGUAACCGUGAUAACCGUACCUAAAACCAAAUCAGUUAGUUAGAGAGAACCCAUAACCGAAAAAGAAAGAGAAAAAGAUGCUGCGGAGCCCGAGGAAAAUUUCCAUGCCCUUUACGAAACUGGGUUGGAAUCUUGAUUGGCGUUUCCUUGUGUUAAUAAUGGCACUACCCCUUUCUUUAUUUUUCAUGUUCGUUUCUUUUCCCAACCCAACCACUUUAACAAACUUUUCCGCCUUUUACCCGGUCCGCCACUUUAUGAGUAUCAGGUUCCCUUUGGGAACCACCACCACCGCCAUAAUGGACGACGAUUCUCCUCCUUCGCCUUCGAAGGAGGAGUUGUUGCGAUCAAGAAUGGCGGUGUGUUUGGUUGGAGGUGCUAGAAGGUUCGAACUCACAGGACCGUCCAUAAUAGAGAUGAUUCUGAAGGAGUACCCGAAUUCCGAUCUGUUCUUGCAUAGUCCGUUGGAUUCAGACACGUACAAGUUCUCGCUGUUGAAUUCCGCGCCUAAAAUCGCCGCCGUUAGAAUCUUCCAGCCUCGGCCAUUGCCCGAGAACGAUUCCUACGUCCGAGUCCUCUCCUCCAUGAACUCGCCUAACGGUGUCCAGGGGCUUCUUCAAUAUUUCAACUUGGUGGAAGGAUGCUUAAAGAUGAUAAAAUCAUAUCAAGAGAAGAACAAUUUCACCUACGAUUGGGUAGUUCGAACAAGAGUUGAUGGGUACUGGAACAAACCCCUUGGCCCUGAAAACUUUGUAAGAGGCAAGUACCUCGUUCCAGUUGGAUCCUCGUACGGCGGCCUCAACGACCGUUUCGGCGCCGGCGAUAUUAAAACCUCAACCGUCGCAUUGUCUAGGCUUUCCCUCAUUCCAAAACUCGACUCUGCCGGAUUCAACAACCUCAACUCAGAGUCGGCCUUCAAAGCCCAACUAACUACCCAAAAGGUGGCCCAUCUCACCAAGCUUCUCCCCUUUUGCAUUGUUUCGGACCGUAGGUACGAUUUUCCUCCGGCCCGAUACGGCGUGCCAGUGGCUGCGCUUUUCAGCCCAGGCCCGUUGAGUGGGGCAAAAUGCAGGCCGUGUAGUCCCGUGUGCCAGGGGAAGUGCGUGGAGAGUGUGAUGGAGUCACUGGACAAGCAGUGGAGUUGGACCCAUUGGGCCCAUGGGGCCCUUGAGCUGUGCGAUGCCCAUGAUAGAUGGGAGGCUGGUUGGGAAAAGAUAUUUGAUCGUGUUGUUGGAAAGAAACUUGCUGGUGAACGAAAGAGAGUUCGAUCUAUGGAUUUGGAAGAGUGCGUCGAAAGUUUCUUAAAAUUUAAAAAACGAACUGCCAUUUGGGAUGCCCCUUCGGUUAUACAGAUUUGUAAAUUGGGUUUGGAUUAGAACUUAAAACAGCUAUUUUUCCUUUUUUUUUUUCUACUUUCAUAGUUAUAGCUCCAUUCACAAUUUAGUAGAAUUAUUACUUUUAUCAAUUUUUUAGAAUCGGAUACACUAUCAAGGAAUAGACAAUGUGGUAUAUAGUCACCAAAAAAAAGACAAUGUGGUAUAUACAGUGAAUUUCUAUACUGUUAUUGUAGAUGCAUGUUUUAAUGAUCCAUUGUAAAUAGAUAAGCGGUCGUAUGUUUUUUAUUUGAA